Messenger RNA from Megalobrama amblycephala (Wuchang bream), 1299 nucleotides. Its product is annotated as polymeric immunoglobulin receptor-like. Gene Ontology annotation, biological process: cell surface receptor signaling pathway; cellular response to lipopolysaccharide; immune response. NCBI's taxonomy places the organism in Eukaryota, Metazoa, Chordata, Actinopteri, Cypriniformes, Xenocyprididae. The coding region runs from base 97 to 1074 and encodes 325 amino acids. The transcript has 6 exons. The record is from RefSeq and is a predicted model, not a curated record. Gene Ontology annotation, cellular component: external side of plasma membrane.
UCUGAAAUGUAAGAGUUAACAGGAACUAAAAAAAGAAAAAAGAAAGACAAGAGUCCACACAAAUAGAGACGUGCCAUUAGUGAGUGAGAUGCAGUCAUGAAGAACCAUUUAUAUCUUUUCCUCUUUAUGAUUCAUUUUAGUACUGGCUGUAUUCUUUCAGAUAAGAAGCAGUCAACAGUAAUAACAGGAUACACAGGUGGUUCAGUGGUGCUGCCCUGCUCCUGCGCUGAUCCUCAGUCUACAGCCAAGACAUUCACAUGGCAGUUUCAACGCAGUGUAAAACAAUGGAUUGAAGUAUUUGAGGAUGAGAAGUACAGAGGAAGACUUGUGCUGUUUAAUGAAAGUUCUCCGAAAAAUCUGUCUCUUCUCAUUUCUGACCUCAGAAUAGAAGAUCAAGGAUACUAUAAGUGUAUGACUGAACGGCACUCUAUUACUAUAUCCAUUGAGUUAACAGUAAAGGGCUGUAAUUUGGUUCAGAACACAAAGUCAACGGAUGAGGUGACUGGAUAUGCAGGAGAGUCUGUGGUUCUGCCCUGCUCCUGCGCUGAACUACUGGCUAAACCUGAACAGAUACAAUGGAUGUAUCUGAUAAAGGAAACUUACUGGGAAAUUUACCCAAAUGAAAAGACUGAGAGCCACAAGAAAAGAGUCAAACUGUUAAAUCAAACAACUUCAGGAAAUCUCUCUCUACACAUAUCAGCACUGACUGCAGAGCACGCAGGAGUCUAUUAUUGUUCUGUCUCGUCUCAACAAGUCACCUACACACUUCAUGUUGAAGAGAAACCACACAUCUAUACACCCAUCAGUUUAUCAAUACAUCAACCUUCACACCAAACACAAGAAUCUACACCACCUCGACCACCACACCACACACCUCAAUAUAUUUUCAUUCUAGUGGCAGUGUUUCCAUUAGCGCUUAUCCUGCCAUUUCUGGCGUUAUCUUCUGGAUAUUCAAAGGAUGAAGAGGCGAGUUCUGCUGUAGUCUAUGUUGAAACGGCUUCCACACCUGAUCACACACUGAAUGUCCCAGUACAGCUCACUGAGUAUGUCAACACCAAUGCUAAACUGACUUAAAAUGACAGUAUUGCCCCACACACAAAACAACCCCCACCCAAACCAUUUUUUUUUUUAAUCCUCACAGCAUUUUGAGGAUAUACAUGUACAUAAAGUCACCUGAUUAAAAGUAGAAACUACUGAAACAUGACAAAAAUUCUUGUCUGUAACUGUUUGUAGAAUAAUGAAUCUAAUAAGCAUUUUUCAGUUAUGUAUUGAAACCUGCUAUUAAAAGGACUUUUCAAA